Gigantopelta aegis is the source of this 1535-nucleotide messenger RNA. RefSeq lists its product as uncharacterized. The transcript is spliced from 5 exons. The record is from RefSeq and is a predicted model, not a curated record. Bases 1 to 486 code for a protein of 161 amino acids. Lineage: Eukaryota; Metazoa; Mollusca; Gastropoda; Neomphalida; Peltospiridae.
AUGUUUAUCUCGAGACACGGAUAUCUCGAGCUUGGUGGUUCGGUCCCUUCAACAUCGAGAUACCGAAUGCAGAGACACUUCAGCAACCAACCAGAGCGAUCUGACUCAUACGCGUCAAAACGGAAACUAGGUUUCGGUAUAAAACGCGGACUGGCUGACGUGUCUCGCCAUCAGAUCGACGCCGCUGUGUCAGUAGACUGGUUGACGACGUUAAUCAAACAGGCAAGGACAAUGAAGGUCAUCAUAUUCGUUCUACUAGUUGCUGUCUUCCUACAGACGUGCUACGCUGCCUCAUCUUCUACCGCCUCUAUACCUAGUACAACAAAGGCAGGGAGCACGACCAAGGCAAUGGGCACGACCAAGGCAGGGGGCACGACCAAGGCAGGGGGCACGACCACACCAGCUGGUGCAGAGGACCUGACGUCACAGACCGUGAUGACGCUGAUUAUAGGAGCUGCUAUUUCGGCUGUUGUGUUUUCGCACUGAUCCUUUCUUCGUGAAGUGUGGAGAUUUAUGAAGUCCAGAUUGACGUCAAUGAAAUACCGCAUUCCUUGGGGCUAUGAUUUGAUGACUCUGGACUGAUUCUCUCUUUAGGGCGGUUCUACAAAUGGAUACCAGUAGGGGAGAGGGUGCGAACUAUGUUAUAAAUCAGCAAUAAUAAUUUGCAGUCAUCCAUGGAAUAUAUUCAUAUCUGACAAAGUUCGGAUGAGAGUACGGCUAACUGCAACAGGCACAACAUGUAUGCUGCAAAUCGUAAUAUCGCAAAGGAAUUUAAUAAAACAAAACACCCGAAAAACACCACAAACCCAAACAGAUAAUAAGAUAGAAAUAACAUAAUAAAUAGCAUAUAUUCGUUACGAAAUGAAAUAUAUUUGCACUCUCUAAUUAACAAACGAGAGAAAUAAAAUAAGGAAGUAAUAUGACAUAUAUGCGUGUUCACACCAUACAUACAUCUGUAUCCAUCGUUCACAAAGACAGAUGAUGUGCUUGCCAAAAACCUCUUCCCCAAAUGUUUUCAUUUAUAUGAUUCGUCCUUAGUCUUUACACAUUUUACUUCAUCUUUAUAAAUACACCAACCUUAAUGCUUUUUAAAACUGUAGCUUACUUCUAAAAUGAAACUGUAUUCAGUGUCGGAACCAGAAUGUGUGUGUGUUAUCUCCACUGUUUCAGUGAUGAACAAAACUCUACAGUCAGUGGCGGAACCAGAAUGGGUGUGUGUUAUCUCCCCUGUGUCAGUGAUGAAAACGUAGUAUUCGUGGUAUUUCGUUACAAAUUCAAUAUGUAAAACGUAUUAUGCGUAUAGUUUAUCACGGUUGGGUUUUAUUUUAUAUACUUAUCUUUGAACUUUAGAGACACUAAAAAUGUUCGAAAUAAAUGUUUUUCAAAACGACUUCGAGUUUGUCAUCCAUGUUGGGCUCUGAGUAUAUAUGUCAUUUACAAGAAGAGGAAGCCAGAUCUGGUACACUAAACAUUCGCAUGCCAUGGCAUCAUAAAUACUGUAACAACUAACACUGAAAAUAAAGUAUUUAAAUGUA